This is a messenger RNA of Mollisia scopiformis, 1407 nucleotides long. Its product is annotated as Cloroperoxidase. The record is from RefSeq and is a predicted model, not a curated record. Gene Ontology annotation, molecular function: peroxidase activity. Bases 370 to 1173 code for a protein of 267 amino acids. The transcript has 3 exons. Lineage: Eukaryota; Fungi; Ascomycota; Leotiomycetes; Helotiales; Mollisiaceae.
ACAUUCUCCAAUCAUUGCUACUCCGAUGACCAGUACAUGGGCAUUUUUAUGCAAGGCUGCUCCACUAGUGAAUGCUGGCCAAUGAUGUUAUGCAUGCGACGUGGAGUUGCACAAGCUGAAAACAUAGCUUUCUGCAGCCUUCAGCCCGCCGUGAACUAGCUGUGUGUAAAAAGCAAGUGGACGUCUUUUCAAAGAUAAUGAAGCCCAAAGUCUCAUUAAUCCAACAACUAGGAAUUCAUUUUGCAUUCCUCUGGUCGUACGUUUGGUUCCCGCUUCUCCUGUGCUCUGCUGGUACAUUCGGUUCCCGCCUUCUCCUCAGUCUCACCCUGCACCAAGUUCCAGAGUCACGUCGCACCGUUGCUUUUCGCGAUGUCUUCAGAGACCCCAGCAGGUCACCCUGCUAUAGACUGGUCAAAAUGGGAGCCUGCAGGCGAAGGAGAUGUGCGCUCACCUUGUCCAAUGAUCAAUGCCCUCGCGAAUCACCAUAUCCUGCCUCAUUCGGGUAAAAAAAUCACGAAAGCGAUGGCUGUGGAAGCUCUCACAAGUUCCCUGAAUCUGGAUUCCGGCAUUGCGAAUGUUUUUGCUUCUGUUGCCGUGACCGCAAAUCCCGACCACUCCGCUCACUCCUUCGACCUCGACCAAGUUGACAAGCACGGCCUGAUCGAACAUGAUGUUUCGCUGAGCAGAAACGACAUUGCAUUUGGAGAUAACCAUUCUUUCAACAGCGAGCUCUGGGAAGAAGUCAUGAAGACUUAUGGCGAUGCCACCGAGACGAGCUUCGCGAGUGUGAGCAAGGCAAGAUAUGGCAGAGUUGCAGCAUCUAAACAGGCUCAUGCAGAUGCGAAGAAGGACUUCCAGUACGGGAUCAAGGAAUUCAUCUUGAGCUAUGGAGAAUCUGCGUUGUUUCUUGGGAUUCUAGGAAGUCCGAAAGAUGGGAAGAUUCCGCUAGAGUAUCUCAGGGUUCUGUUCCAGGAGGAACGUGUUCCAUACAAGGAAGGUUGGAGACGGUUAGACAAACCCUUGACACAGAUGGAUAUGAACCACAUCAUCUUCGCUUUGAUCAAGGAGAAUGAGCAUAAAGCUGCGGAGGCAUCGGAUGUUGGGCUAGGAACGGUCCACGCUGUUUCGAACGCAGUGACCAGCAUAUUGCCGUCCUUUUGCAGUAUAAUGUGAGCGCUUACGAUUGUAUUUGAAGAGAAGAAUGGGAAGGGUGAAACUAUAUCUUGGCUGAAGGUUAUUGCACAAUGAUAGCAUCUGUAUGUUGUGAUGUUUAUAAGAUUGUGCAAAAGCUGAGUUGUGAAGCGAAGGGCAAGGGCGGCUGGGAUAAGUACUGAGAAAUGCCGCACUUAGCGCGGAAAUGAGUACUUUUCAGACCGAGCACUAUCAAAUUAAGCUUAUUCAAACAAC